Messenger RNA from Synchiropus splendidus (mandarinfish), 5419 nucleotides. RefSeq names its product hereditary hemochromatosis protein homolog. Gene Ontology annotation, cellular component: external side of plasma membrane. Lineage: Eukaryota; Metazoa; Chordata; Actinopteri; Syngnathiformes; Callionymidae. Bases 1564 to 2613 code for a protein of 349 amino acids. The record is from RefSeq and is a predicted model, not a curated record. Gene Ontology annotation, biological process: immune response. The transcript is spliced from 4 exons.
AUCGACGGUCCAGACGAAGAGCAGACGGAAGAACCGAGCAGAACCUGGAGGCGGGAGCUGAGGCCGGAGUGUCCCCCCGGUACCAGAACAACGAGUCAACAUGGCGGAGCACCGCGUCCGGAACCGCUGAUCCCAGCGGAUCUGAGACACAGAACCACCUGGUCCCGCAGGGGCGGGUCUGGAUUUGGCUCCCUGUCUCUCCUCUCUCUCUCCUAACCUCCAUCUCUCUUCUCUCCCUUGCUUUCUGGUCCUCCAUCUCCCUCCACUCCCUCUCUCGUGUCCUCCUCUCCUCUUCCGCUCGUCGGUUUUCCUCCCGUCGUCGUUCCUCCUCGUCUCUCUGAUGAAACACAACUGAGUUGAGGAGCACUCGGUUGCCGCGGCAAUGCUGGCUAACUCUGUACCUGGUUCUGGGUCCAGAAGUCGUCCUUGUUGGUCUGCUGGAUCUCCUCCACCGCGUUGACCUUUCGGUACACAGAACCCUGAGAACCCCAGGAGCCAAGAGUUAGCUCUAGGGAGCGAAGCUAACUUUGCUGACUCAUUUGUUCACUUGGUAACACGCUAACUAAUAACUUGCCAGCGCCAACAGAACAAGUAAGUCAAGAAAAACACAACAGCAGCAUGAAGUGAGGCAGCUAAGCGUAGUCACCCCUGAAACAUGCUCUCACCACAGAGCCUCUGGGCGCCUCCCGUCGUUCCUGCGUUUGUUGGUGGAAGUUAAAGUUUGCUCCUGACGCCUUCGCUACUUUAGCAAGGAUCAUCUCCGGCUCCACGUCGUGGAGUCACAAGAGCAUCCAGAGUGGUAACGUUAGCACAGAGCGUGAGCGUGGCUAACUCUAACGUGUGUUCACCAGGGCAGAUUGUUCACAAGUGUCGUGUUCACCAGCGUUGUGUUCACAACCACUGACCUUCAGGAAGUUCCUGAUGGAGCCCAGAUGAUUCGCACAAACUCCUUUUCGUGAGUCUUUUACACCUUCACCUAUCUAAAGACAGCACACGCCAGAGUUUCAGCAUAAACAUGGAGAUGGGUCAGACACCAUGUCAAAGACUCACCCAGUUGAUGAGGACAAACUUGGGCAGACCAGAGUUGGGAUCCUGGACUCGGCAGAAGGCGUACAUGAUCUUCCCACUGUUAAGUUCCUCCACCAGCUGCCCCAGUCCUCCUCCUGCGCACACCCCAGACCCGGUUACCACAGGGACCAGUCGGUUCACAGCCUGGUGACCCCGUGGUCCCCCUCACCUCCAGUCUCCGCCAGCCUCAAGUCGUUGCUGUUCCCCUCAUAGGUGAAGAGUGCCCUGGAAGCAGCAGCCAUCAGUGUGAGUUCACCGACAUGUUGGUUCAGACUCAGCAGCAGCUAGUGAAGUGAGCCAGAGAGACUCAGAGAGACACGUCAGACCUGUCGGGGAGGAGAGAACCUGCUGGGUCGCAUUCCCAACUCACCUGCCCGGAACUCUGCACACACCUGGGACUGGAGCUCUCCUCCUCUGUUGGUUGCAAAGUGAGGGACCGAGACUGGGGAUCAGUACUUCGCUCUAAUUGCCUGGAAAAGGAGAAUCUCGACCACCAUGAGGACUUUCUGGCUCCAGCUGAUGUUCGUCCAGCAGGUGACCAGUUCAGGAGCAAGACAACACUCACUCUGGGUUUUGGCUACCUGUGUAUUCGGGCCCUCAAAGCUGCCUGAGUUUAGUGGUGUGCUGCUGCUGGACGACCUCCAGGUGGCGUACUACGACUCCACGCUGGACCAUCCGGUCACCAACAGCAGGGACAGGACGCCACUGGACCUGGGUCAGAGCGCCAUGGGGAUUGUUCAAGUCAUGCAUUUUGGCAUGAGAGACCGAAUAGCUUUCUCCAAGCACCGCUUCAACCAGACCAAAGGCCUCCACGUCCUGCAGAAACUAGCCGGCUGUGAGAUCCAGGACGGACAGCCGACGUUUGUCAUGUCACGAAACAGUUAUGAUGGACAGGACAUCGACAGUCAGAUGUUCAACACGACCCACUUCUCCUACACAACCAGAGAAGGCUGGGAGAACCGGUGGACUGCAGCCAAGUGGCAGAUCGAACAAACCCUCUAUCAUCACUUCUACCUCUCGACAUGUGCCUCGGCCCUGAAGCAGCUGCUGGAGCAGAAGAAGAACCUGGUGACCCGUCGAGUCCGGCCAAGACUACGCGUCUUCUCCAGACAGGGGAAGGGCGGAGCCCUGCUCACCUGUCUGGCCACGGACUUCUACCCUUGCCACAUCAACCUGACCCUGCUCCGGGACGGACAGCAGGUGGAGGAGGAUCAGCUGAGCACCGGGCCGGUGCUGCCCAACGGCAACGGCCUGUACCAGGUGCGGAAGACGCUGGUUCUGACGGAGCAAGAGCUGCAGCGCAAACAUAACUACACCUGCACCGCCGCUCACCUGAGCCUGGACAACCGGCUGCAGGUGAGCUGGAGGGCAGAGUCCUUCCACUCCCUCCGGGCACGCUUGGUCUCGCCGCUCGUCAUGGUGGUCCUGGUUCUGCUGCUGGUCCUGCUUCUGGUCCUGGCCAAGUGUAGCAUACCUCAGGAGUCAGGAGCUCACACAGACUCAGUGGGGGCAGAGAGCUUUGCCAUGGUGACCAACAGUAGCUGAGCGACCACCAGGAGGCACGCCCUCGCUGGUCUUCUUCUUCCCUUCUUGCCUCCUAGCUUCCAUCUGCUCCCAUGUGAAGAUGAAUGUUCCAGUGUGACUCACAGCAGCUGUUCAAUAUUCAGAUCAAUAUUCAUAAAUGUUAUGAAUCAAUACAUGUCAGGUGUUCCGUCGAUGGGCUCCAUCACUCAUUAAAUCCCCUGGCUUCUUCUCGCACCUCCGACACCAGCUCAGGAGCUCAUUGCUCCACGUGAGUCUCACCACCUUGGCCUCCUUCUGCUGCUGCUCCUCCUUUCUCCAGCCUCUGGGGAGGACCCAAACCUCCUUCUACUCCCUUCUGCUGAAAACAUCCUGUGUUUGGGGGGAAUUCUCCAACUCAUGCGCUGAUGAAAGCAGCUUCUAUUGCUCUGAAAGCUCUCCUCAGCUGCUGAAAGCGUCAUCAUGAAUCCAGUGUACAUACAGUACAUCCAAUAAAGUCUCCAACUUUAUAUCAUGGGAAUAUGGCACAUUCUACUCACAGUAUUAUUAUUAUUGACAGCAUUGUUAAACAAGGUCAAAAUUCAGAUCUGACUUCUUCAAGGUCAGUCCUAUCCUAUAGUGCAAACAGUAACGCUCAGCUGAAGAGGUUAGUGAACUGAGGAACAGCUUCUAUGACACAGGAAGUGAAAUUUAAAGAGUUUGCUGCAGCAGGACCACAGGGCAUGUUCAGUUCCUCUCCUGAUCCUGUCCACCAGAAGCACUGCGUUGGUAGAUCCUCUAACAUGGACUCAGGUCUGCAGCCCGGAGGAGAGUCGUCUGGAGGUCAGUGACCCACUGAAACAGAACUUUGGGUUCAUGAAAGCUGAAGCUAGGGAGAACAGAAAAGACAAAAUCAAGAGUGUACUGGUUUAUUCUUCCUUGUGAGGACCAAUUAUUGGAAACACAUUUGGCAUUUGCCUAGAUCCCACAAGGUUAAGCCUCAAUUUGAGGAGUCAAAUUAUAACUGGGUUUCAGUUUGGUUCAGAGUCCUGGUUAAGGUUAGCCAUGUGUUUUGGAUGGUUAGGUUUAGGGGGAAAGGCUGGGGAAAGGGUUAUGGAUAUGAGAGGUCCUCACAAGGAUAGAGAGACACGUGUGUGUGAGGUCUUUCUGUGGCAGGUGUCCUGGGAAGGGGAUCAUCAACAGAACGCAAACACUGGGGUUUUAGGGCGGGAAAGUGGUCACCAUACGGUUCUAACCCUAACCCAGUGGUUCUUAACCUUGUUGGAGGCACCGAACCCCACCAGUUUCAUAUGCUCAUUCACCGAACCCUUCUUUAGUAAAAAAUAAAAUAUGAUUUUUUUUUUACUGGUGCACGAAAUGAAUUGUGCAUUAAUAUCACCUUGUUCAAAUAACAAAAGCAACACAGCGGACCGGUAGGAAAUCUCAGAGCAGGAUUUUCAAUGACUGUGCCCACGAACUGCAGACUAGACUGAGGGGUGGACCUCUGCGGCGGAGGCUCCACCGAACCCCUGAGACCAACUCACCGAACCCCUAGGGUUCGAUCAAACCCAGGUUACGAACCACUGCCCUAACCCAACCCAGAGUGGCAGGCGAACAAUGCAAGCUCAGCAGAAGCUUCUAGAGCAGCAGGAACCGAAACUUGGUGUGUUUCAGGACGGUACUUGUUCUGUAGUUGGUGUCCUUGAACGCAUUUAUUAUGGAGAAGACAAUCGUUUAUUAAACAGGACACGAAACAGCCACUCAAUUCUGCAUUUUGCCAAAAGUGAACGUGUGAAAAACAUUCUAUUCUGAACAUCCUGCUAUGCUUUUCGUAUGCAAGAGGAUUAGCGCUAGUGAGGAAAAAUAAUUGUGAUAAUUCUUACUUUGAUCUCAGAAUUUUGAGAUUAAAAUCAGAAUUGUCACUUUCAAGUGAUAAUUUUUCUUCACCGGCCCUAAUCCUCAGCCGUAUUUUCAACACCUGCAUGCGCUAGGAAGAGUUCUGCGAUCAGCUGGAUUGAACAGUUGUUUCAGUCGACAACAAGGCAGAAACUCAAAAGAUCCGUUGGAGGGAGACAAAGUUCGCAAAACAAAACUCAAAGGCCUGAAUUUCAAACCUGCGAUUAACAUCUAACUCCUCCCACUCACCCGCCUCUGCCUUGGUGAAGAAGGGCUUGGUUUGUGUACAAGCCACUACUUCUUGUACGUCUUGUACGUACGUCUUGUCUUCUACAAUUUAUUUAUUUAUUUUUGCCAUGGCUGGUCUGGGGCUCCAAUUUUAAAUAUGCAUUUUAAGCAUGACAUAUGUAUUCUGCACUGCUCCAACUUUCCCUUGUCACAUCACAGCUUUGGCUGUUUCAGUCUUUAUUUAUCACUGUGAUGGUGUUGAAAAAAAUCCCCUUGUAGUUUUAUCUGUCUGAUAUUGUGCUCCCUGUCUGAUGAGUGUAACAUGGUAGCGAUCUAUGAUCACGUGAACAGAGUUAACAGCUCCACCUGUUACAAGAUGACCGCCUGCUAGGCAGGGUGUAGGUGCCGAAUCUGUCCGCUUACCGAAUAUGUCCUACCUGAUGCCGAGUGGUGAUGCCACAUCUGGCAGUUGUUUUUUUUUUUCAAAUGUUAUAAUGAGGAAGAGAAAAUUGAACUGAGGGAUUUGAUGGCACUUUAAACCACAUGUGUAACAUUUCAGUUGAAGAUCCCCUCCCCUGGACACCUGCCACAGAAAGAACUCAAACACACUGGUCUCUCUCUAUCCUUCUGAGGACCUCUCAUUGCCAUGACCCAUAAAACACAUGGCUAACCUGACCAAUACAGUGAGCCAAUCACGAGGCGUUGUUCUGCAGACCAUGGAAAACAA